Messenger RNA from Protobothrops mucrosquamatus (brown spotted pit viper), 1913 nucleotides. RefSeq names its product solute carrier family 10 member 7 (gene SLC10A7). Bases 14 to 862 code for a protein of 282 amino acids. Gene Ontology annotation, cellular component: plasma membrane. The transcript is spliced from 8 exons. The record is from RefSeq and is a predicted model, not a curated record. NCBI's taxonomy places the organism in Eukaryota, Metazoa, Chordata, Lepidosauria, Squamata, Viperidae.
CGCCGCUGCCGCCAUGGGCAUUCUGGACAGGCUGAGGAAGGACUGGUUCAUGCUGGGCAUCGUCCUGGUCAUCACCGUCGCCAAGCUGGAGCCGGCCUUUGGGGUGAAGGGGGGACCAUUGAAACCAGAAAUCACCAUCACAUAUAUAGCUGUCUCUGCUAUAUUCUUCAAUAGUGGACUAUCCCUGAAAACAGAGGAGCUGACAAGUGCUUUGAUGCAUGUAAAAUUGCAUCUUUUUGUACAGAUCUUCACACUUGUGUUCUUCCCAACAGUUAUAUGGCUGUUUCUUCAGCUCCUAUCUAUUACAUCUAUAAACGAAUGGCUUUUAAAAGGUUUGCAGACAGUAGGCUGCAUGCCUCCACCAGUAUCAUCAGCAGUGAUUUUAACUAAAGCUGUUGGGGGGAAUGAGGCAGCUGCUAUAUUUAACUCAGCCUUUGGAAGUUUUUUGGGCAUUGUUAUAACUCCUUUGCUCCUACUGCUUUUUCUUGGAUCCUCCUCUUCUGUGCCUUUUUCAUCUAUAUUCUCACAGCUGUUCAUGACUGUUGUGGUUCCACUCAUAAUUGGACAGAUUGUCCGAAGAUACAUCAAGGAAUGGCUUGAGAGAAGGAAGCCUCCAUUUGGUGCUAUCAGCAGUUGUGUACUCUUGAUGAUCAUCUAUACAACAUUCUGUGAUACUUUCUCUAAUCCAAAUAUUGAUCUUGAUAAAUUUAGCCUGAUCAUAAUAGUUUUUAUAAGUAAGUACUAUUUAUGCUUUGGGCAUUUUUCAAAGAGCUGUGUAUUCUUAUUCCAGGAAGUGAGGACCAAAAUAAUCUGGAAAAUAUAUACUGUACUGAGUUUCUCUGUGUUGUGGCCAGAGUUUUAGGUACACUGAACAAUAUAUGCAUGUCUUUAGCAAUCUAUUCAAAGUUUAUUUCGGUCAAAGAUCAGUAUAAUACAAAAUAAUUAAAAAACUUUUUUGAAAUAGAAUAGCCAUCUAUUUAAUACUUUUGUCUCUGAUUGUAUUUUUGGAAGGUUUAUAUUCUUUUUAAUGUCUUAAUGCCAAUCUGUGCCUUUAAAUAUAUUGGUAAUACUUCAGUAGAAUGAAGUGAUUUCAAUUAAAAUAUGUACUAUUGCGGUCUACAAAAAUAGUAUAAUUUUAUAUAGCAAUAAUCCUUCAGUAUUUUUGUAAAUGGACAUUACUAGUCACCUUAUUUAUUUAUGUAUUUGAUUGAUUGAUUGAUUGAUUGAUUGAUUAUCUAAUAACAACAUUUCCCUGUUAUUAAAUAUUUUAAAAAUAAAAUUACUAUUAAGAUAAGAUAAAAUACUAGAACAAGGUACAACUUUGAAAAGAAUUGUUCUUUUAAAAAAUAAGUUUAUUGAUAAGAACUGCCUUCCGUGUAAACAGCAGUUGUAGAUUCUAAUAUCACAUAGAUGAUGGACUGUUACAAGAACUGACAAUAGCAUCAUGCACAAGAAGAAGAAAUUCUGAGGCGUACUGCUUUUGUGCAGUACUUCUAUGACGUCUUCAGCAAUUUCCCCAACCUAGAUUCUCUCCCAAGAAUUGAGAAUGGAGAAUUCUGUGAGAUUGACACAUCUGGAAAGAAUCCAAGUUGGGGAAUAUUACCUUCAAUUUAAUGUUCAUAAUUUACUAAUUAUAGCAAGUCUUAGAUUUACUUUCUAUUGUACUUCAGUAUCCUCUAUUCUUAAUCAGUUAAUAGGGAUAGAUACUGAUCCACAAUUACAGAAAUGCUUUAAAGUAACAAAAUGAUAUCAAAGUUUUCUAGCUGGGUAUUAUUAGUAAACUAGCAUUCUGAUAUUCUGUUUUUACAUAAACAGAAUGAGUUGUCUUCUAUGUGUGAAAUUUGGCCUGGAGAAUGUUUUUAAAGGAAGAUAGUUGGUUGGUUGUUUGCUUGGUUGAUUGGUUGCUUGGAUGG